UCUAAGCUACCGGGGGGGUCGGCAGGUCGCGGAUAGCCGGACGGCCUGUAGUAGCAGGUUAGUUGCGAAAUAAGGUUAAACGAAUAAGCAAUCCCCGACGAUGAGCAGCAGGAAUAGAGGACGCGGUAUAAAAGCCAGCAAGUCUGAUGAAAUUCCUGUGAUAGUGGCGAGUGGACUCCGCCUCUUUGAAAUAUGUGUCCCCCUCAUCAUACAUAUGAUGAGUUACAAAAAAAAAACCCAGGCGCGACGGCUUCCAUAUUGGACGGCUUCCUGGUCAGCGUUUGUUCACCAUGUUAGGUGCGGCUGAUACAACAAUCCAGACCGGUACGCGCUGCGGCGCACUGGGAGUCCCUCGAAAUCCCUACAGCGAUUUCUCCGCUGGCGGGGUAGAGACGGUGAUGUGAGCGUGCUCUGCCGAGGUGUCAGCCGCGGUGCGUAUCAGUAACCAGCCACUUCGGUCCCUGGUCAGGGAGUGUGCAUUGGACGCAGGUGUAGUAGACCGCGUUGCCCCGGGCGAGCGCCGGUCCGUCCGUGUUUUCCGGGACCGGUAAAGCGAAGGACAGGCCUCAAGGAACUGGGGUAGGGGCAUAGUCCCCGAGGGUAUACCCGUUCCUGUCUAUUUCGGCCCGCCCCCUGCACACGAUGCGCUGGCAAAAACAAAAGAAUGGAAUCCAAAAUGAGAAAAAACAACAACAACAACAACAAUGUAAACGAAGUCAGCAGCGGCGCGAAAAACCUGGACGGCAGGGGCUGCAAGGUGCUUGGGGCAGACCCGUCCCAGGGAACACCGACUGCAGAAACUGACCCGUUCAAGCGUGCGUCAAGACUAGUUCGGUCGCCUGUAAAGGCGCUUAGCGUGGAGAAGCCGGUACGAACGAGAUCGUCGCCACCAGCACUACAAGACAGCGAGCCUCAAAUGAAGGGAGCCAAACAGAACGGAGACUACAUGUCGGAGCUCGGAGAUGCUAUUAAGAGGCUGACGGAGGCAAUGUGCCCGCCACAACGCUCAAUAAACAAUAGCAUGCGAGAGAUACUCAGCUCACUAACAAAGCUGCAUGCGAGUGCCCUGGAGGAGUACUCCAGAAUAAAGGCAAGCAGACGGAGUAUCUUCAACAUACCGGUGACUGCUGAAACCCCGAAAAGGCCCCGAGAUGAAAGCCAACUAAAGCGUAGGACGCCACCCAAGAAAAACAAAACCACGCAGGAGGAGGUGACCACCAACCCUGCAACCAAACAGAGUAAGGUGGCGCCAAACGAAAAUUCCGGCAAGAUUAAGGAGAAGGAGGUGGAGAAAGAAGGAAAAUGGGUAGAGGUCCAACGCAGGUCACAUGGCAAAAAGAAGAUGGCAUACAAACCACCACCACGGCCAGAUGCCAUCAUUAUAGCUCGGACGGGAGAUAUGACCUACAGCGAUAUACUAAGGACCGUAAAAAAGGAAGAGGCGCUGCAGAAACUCGGCGAGAGCGUAUCACGCAUCAGAAAGACGGUGAAGGGUGAAAUACUGCUGCAGCUUAAGGAGACGCAAAUGAAGGACACGGGCGAACUCAAGAGCAAAAUAGGUAGGCUUCUAGGGGACCAGGCACAGAUCAGAGCCCUAACCCACGAGACGAUGGUAGAAAUCCGUGACCUGGACGAGAUUACCACCAAGGAGAAUAUUGCCGAGGCCAUCCGCAACCAGAUAAAGGAGCUAAACCACCUUAACGAGAAAUAUGGCCAUAUAGCGAGAGACUGCAAAAACGCGGAAGACAGAAGUCAAUGCUGCCUAAAAUGUGGAGAAAAUGGACACUUUGCGAAAGCCUGCGACAAAAAGCCACACUGCAGAGCAUGCAAGAACCAGGGAAGAAAGAACACCGAGCACCAGAUAGGUAGUUGGAGGUGUCCGCUAUACCAGGAGGCGUGCAAGAAAUCAAGAAAAUGAGAGUCAUGCAGUUGAAUCUCAACCACUGCGAAGCAGCGCAAGAGCUGCUCAGGCAAACGGUGUACGAGGAGAAGGUGGACAUAGCAAUAAUCAGCGAGCAGUAUAAAAAUAUAGACAGUGGAGCAUGGAUAUCGGACCUCACAGGCAAAGCUGCAAUAUGGACAUGCGGAGGAAAAGCCUUCCAAGAAAAGCCGCUGCUUGGUAAAAGCUACUACACACGAGCGAAGGUAGACGGUUUUAACUUUUAUAGCUGCUACAUACCACCAAGUAUCCCACAAAAUGAAUACGAGAACAUCCUAGACAGUUUGGUUCAAGAAGUCCGGACCACCACAAUGAACGUUAUAGCAGGGGACUUCAAUGCAUGGGCAGUGGAAUGGGGUAGCGUCCACACAAACAGGCGGGGAGAUGCACUACUAAAGGCGUUUUCGGUACUUGAUGCGGUGCUUCUGAAUUCGGGGAACAAAAAUACCUUCGAGAAGAAUGGUCGAGGCUCGGUGAUUGACAUUACUUUCGCUAGUAGUUCCUUGGUGCGCUCAACGAGCUGGAAGGUGUCGGACCUCUAUACGCACAGUGACCAUCUGGCAAUCAUGAUGGAGCUAGGGAAUCGUGCACAGAGCCGACAAAGGGCGAUCACCAGGAAGGUGCAAACGAGGGGCUGGAAGGUAGAGACUCUGGAUGAAGAGCUCUUCAGACUCGUGCUGGAUGAGGAAAUGGCCACUGAGGAUAACACUGAGCUCCAGGCUGAAACACUGGUGAGGCACAUCAGUAAAGCCUGCGACGGUGCUAUGUGCAGGAGAAAACACGGCUCUCUCAGGCAGCCGGCGUACUGGUGGAACGAAAAAAUCCAGGCCAUAAGGGGUGAGUGUCAUAA
Rhagoletis zephyria (snowberry fruit fly) is the source of this 2789-nucleotide messenger RNA. RefSeq lists its product as uncharacterized. The record is from RefSeq and is a predicted model, not a curated record. Gene Ontology annotation, molecular function: zinc ion binding; nucleic acid binding. Lineage: Eukaryota; Metazoa; Arthropoda; Insecta; Diptera; Tephritidae.